This is a messenger RNA of Fibroporia radiculosa, 1629 nucleotides long. RefSeq lists its product as uncharacterized. NCBI's taxonomy places the organism in Eukaryota, Fungi, Basidiomycota, Agaricomycetes, Polyporales, Fibroporiaceae. Gene Ontology annotation, molecular function: transmembrane transporter activity. Bases 1 to 1629 code for a protein of 542 amino acids. The transcript has 12 exons. The record is from RefSeq and is a predicted model, not a curated record. Gene Ontology annotation, biological process: transmembrane transport.
AUGGCAUCCGACGAGAUCCAAGCUAUCGAUGUUGUCAAGACCCAUCAAUCCGAAAAGAGAGUCGCGUCUACGCAUGCCGAUAAACCUGAUAUUGAACAUGCGUAUGUCCAAGACGACCCUCGUCAAUGGUCUAAAGCUCGUAGGCUCACGAUAGUGGUGAUGAUAUGUGCCGCAGCUUUAAUAGCCGGAUUUGGAUGUAACAUCUACAAUCCUGCGAUAUCUCAGAUUGAAUCGGAUUUACAUGCGACAAGCAAUCAGAUGAGCUUGACAUUGUCACUAUUUAUCCUGGUUCAAGGGAUUCUCCCCGUCGUAUGGAGUGCGGUCAGCGAAAUACAAGGUCGAAAGAUGGUCUAUCUGUUGUCGAUAGCUCUCUACACUGUGGGAUCCAUUGUGGCUGCACUUUCCAAGUCCAUUCAAAUUCUGAUUGUUAUGCGAAUGUUACAAUCUGCUGGUGGAAGUGCUGUUAUUUCUAUUGGAGCUGCGACACUUGCAGACCUAUAUGAGCCAUCCGAGAGGGGGACGAUGAUGGGUCUGUACUUGUGCUCUACCAACUCACAUAUUAUUCUCAUCCAUUCCUCGUUUCAUUCUGCCCAAAUUGUUGACAUCAGCGCGCCUCUACUCGGACCCUCUGUUGGGCCCAUAUUAGGCGGCGCUCUAACGCAAGUUUUCAACUGGCGUGCACCAUUCUGGUUCCUUGUCAUCUUCACCGGUCUCUGCUGUAUAUCAUUCAUAUUCUUCAAGGAUACCUUUCGCAAAGAACGCAGUCUUACUUAUCAGACCGUGUUGAAACGCAUCAAAGCACAUCAAGUCAAGAGUCCCUCGCAUGGAUCUCAUGCCACCCCAACUUCAGGCCAAGUGCAAUCUACGGAGAGCCCCGAUUUCAAGGAGCUGAAGGAAGAAACCGCGUCCACUACGACUACCAUUGUGGUGGGCGAUGUCGAAGCUCAGCUCUCCACAAAAGAGGAAUUAACAUCUGUGACGGAUAUCAAGUUGACAUUAAGAGACGCAAAUAUCAUAGGUCCCAUGGUUCAAGUGCUACACCGAUUGAAUAACGUCAUAAUCAUAGUAGCCUCCGCCUUGCUCUUUGCAUUCGAGUUCAGUCUUACAUACACGGCGUCACGAACGUUAGCAAACGAAUACCAAUACGAUGCGCUCAACAUUGGCCUCGUGUUGCUUGCCUUUGGAGCGGGCGCCUUACUUGGCAGUAUAGUCGGCGGACGUUACUCCGACCACGUUCUGCAGAAGUUGAAGGCUCAAAAUGGCGGAAAGGGCACUGCUGAGGCACGCAAUCUGUAUGCGCCUGCAGAGCACCAUGCUGCCCAUGUGUGUGUGAUCCUAUUUUUUUCGGGUUUCUUCAUGAUAUCCAUUUAUUCGAGUACUCUUGCAUACAUUGUUGAUGCAAAUGUUGGUCGCUCCUCUUCGGCCGUUGCUUGUAAUAGCUGCUUCCGUGGUAUUCUAGCCUUCGUCGCCGCAGAAGUUGCGGUUCCACUCCAGGAUUCUAUCGGUGAUGGUGGGUUAUACUCAAUGUGGGGGGGACUUAUGUUCGUCUCUGAGGCGCUACUUCUGCUCGUAUGGUGGAAGGGUGCACAGUGGCGAGAGAAGGCCUUGGCCCAAGAAGCAGCUCGGUAG